AUGGAAGGCCUCGCCCUUAUACAGGGUCUAAAAAUAGCUAUACAACAAAAUAUCAGGCCACUAGUGGUUGAAACAGAUUGCUAUGCCCUAGUCAAUAUGCUUACUAACGAUAAUGGUCUAUAUCAAAAUUUGAUUACUGAUUGCAGAUGGAUGUUUAGUAGAGCAAGAGAGCCACAGGUCACUCACGUCUUCAGGGAAGCUAAUGGAGUGGCUGACAUUCUGGCAAAGCAUGGAAGCAACUCGAACUUUUUUGGAAAUCUUAUGUUGUACUUCUCCCCGCCCCCUUUUGUUGUUUCUACUUUUGAACUGGACAAGCUAGAAACCUUGUGUCCUAGAAUAGUCCCAACUU
Nicotiana attenuata is the source of this 349-nucleotide messenger RNA. RefSeq lists its product as uncharacterized. Lineage: Eukaryota; Viridiplantae; Streptophyta; Magnoliopsida; Solanales; Solanaceae. The record is from RefSeq and is a predicted model, not a curated record. The annotation marks the transcript as partial. Gene Ontology annotation, molecular function: nucleic acid binding; RNA-DNA hybrid ribonuclease activity. The transcript has a single exon.